This is a messenger RNA of Cyprinodon tularosa, 849 nucleotides long. Its product is annotated as DELTA-stichotoxin-Hcr4a-like. Gene Ontology annotation, molecular function: channel activity. The coding region runs from base 180 to 734 and encodes 184 amino acids. Lineage: Eukaryota; Metazoa; Chordata; Actinopteri; Cyprinodontiformes; Cyprinodontidae. Gene Ontology annotation, cellular component: pore complex. The transcript has 3 exons. Gene Ontology annotation, biological process: pore complex assembly; monoatomic cation transport; cytolysis in another organism. The record is from RefSeq and is a predicted model, not a curated record.
UGAAGCCUGAUACAGGGAGGGGCACCCAAAGUGGGACUCUGCUGUGGGUGGAGACACUGUGGGUUGUCUCUCUUUCCCAUGGAACAUCCACCUUAACACUGAACACUGUGAUUCAAAGUCUGCAUUGCAUGAGUAAACGACCAGUGGCACGGUGCAGGUAAAUAAUAAAAGCUAAAACAAUGAGUGAAUCAGCAGAGGCUUUGGCUGCUAACCUCGAAAGCAGAAGAAAUGUCACAAUUGAGAUCACCAACUUGACAAACAGUCACUGCCUCAUUAACCCCAAGGUUUUCCUUGACAGCGGCAAUGUCCACAGCCCUCCCCAACCCACUGUCCGCCCACUUAAGACCGAAGUCUGCAACUUUAGCAAAGACAGUGGCAAAUCCACAGGCGCUGUAGGCGUUCUGACUUACGAGCUGUUUGAGCGGCAUUCCAACAGCACCAAAGAAAUGAUAGCAAUAAUGUUCUCUGUGCCGUAUGACUACAACUUGUACAAAAACUGGAUAGCUAUAGGAAUCUACGACAAGAGCAAAGAAUGCAACGAGAGCCUCUACAAAGAGAUGUACUACAACAAGGAGCAGAAUGGCUUUGUCCGACAGGAGUCCAACGGCAGUGGGCUUACCUUUCAGGGUAGAGGCGUGGACGUCAAGGCUACUAUGUCCCCCAUGGGCAGGUGCAUUAUGAAGGUAGAGAUCUGGGACAAGGUGUUCUCCCAAAUGGAACAGCAACAUCACUAAGAUGUCCAUUCAGAUUGUGUUUAAAAAAACUUUAUGUUAGACAGACUAAGCUCUGUGCAAUCCUGUGUUGAUGUAACAUCUGUUCUUGAAAUAAAAGGAUAAUCACUUAAAACAA